Molecule: messenger RNA, 1491 nt
Organism: Salmo salar (Atlantic salmon)
Lineage: Eukaryota; Metazoa; Chordata; Actinopteri; Salmoniformes; Salmonidae
Product: calmodulin regulator protein PCP4
Cellular component (GO): cytoplasm
Molecular function (GO): calcium ion binding; calmodulin binding
Source: RefSeq, a predicted model, not a curated record
CUAUAACUUGAUAAGUCUGUCUGCCUAUAUGUACGACUAGAAUGAAUAUUUGAGCUCUUGAGUGGUGACUUGAGAUAGGGAUAUACCGAAGACAUUCCUAUUGGUUUAAUGGAAACGUGAGGAAAUGAAAGGGUUACUCCACAUACUAUAAAACCUCCCCUCUAUAACGGACCAAGGCAUCGUGGACGGGAGGACUGCUUACGAGUGACAAGUGUACAUCAAGUACUGGAAUCAUCGUAACUACAACACUUAUAAAUCAUGAGUGAGAGACAAGGAUCUGGAGCCAUGAGUGGAAACAGCAAACCUUCUGGACAAGAUGACUCCAAGAAGGAUGCUCCUGAGGAGGACUUUGCGGAUAUCGACAUGAAGGCCCCUGAGACGGAGAAGGCUGCUGUGGCGAUCCAAUCACAGUUCAGGAAGUUCCAGAGCAAGAAGAAGCAGGAAGUGAAGUCCUAGAGUGGGCAGGACAGGGCCAGGCAGCUCUGUCUCCUAUAAGCUGGGACUGCACCAAUUGGGGGCUUGGUCUUGCAUGUCAAUCAAACCACACUGUUAUGGACUCAACGGCGGGGGGGCCUGGAGGGAGGGUUUGGGGUUAAAGAAUCAAGGGAUCACUGAUAUCUUUGUGAAAUUAUUAUGUGUAACUUAUUAUUAAUUGCUGUGUCCAUAAAUUAUGAUUAAGUUCUGGAUAUAUCUUGAUCUUUCCUAUGAUUUAGCUUUUGUUGUGUUUUAUUGAUACUGUUAUACUCUCUAUAUUGUCCAGCUAUAGCAGUCCAAACCCUUAGUAGUACUCUCAUGUCUCAUGUCAUGUAUGCUAUAAUAUACACAUUUGAACAGUAAAAAGCUGCUUAAUAAGUAGGUUCCCUCGUAAAGCUAUUAAGGAACUGGAACUAGGGUUUUAUCACCCUCAGGAGGAACAUGUAUUCGUGAUGAUUGAUCGUCAGAUUCCAGUCAUGAUUGCAUUGGCAUUCUUUUCAGCUAUGGCAUCAUAAAUCGAAAGAUUUUAUUUUCCUAUGAGGUCUGUUAAUGGUGUUUACCUCUCUCUGUGGAGUGUUUCCAGACAAUACAGCUUGUUUUGUUUGAUCCCUCCCAGCUAGCGCAGCGCCCAUUGUCUUUCAUACCUUAUGACUGAAGCAUUUAGAAUUGAAUCAAUGGGUCUAAUUUGCUUUCCAUUCUCCGAUAUCUCUCUGCAACUUGGCAACUAAAUCUAGGGCUUAUUCCAUUAUUCAUGUGAAAAUUGUGGAUCUUUUAUUUUUUCCUUGCUUCCCUUUAACAUCAACGUCAAUAGAAAAUGUUCUUUUAUCUUUCUGUUUUUGACUUUUUUUUUACAUUUGUUGUUUUUGAUUGUGUUUCUAUUGAUCUUGUGAUUUGAAUCCCCAUUGUUUCCUUUGAAGUCAUUGCUCAAAACCAAAUGAGUAGAAUAUACUGUACAAUACCAUCAUCCUUCAGUAGACACCUUCAAAUAAUAUAUACUUAAUAAAUAUCCCAAAGAGG